Plectropomus leopardus (leopard coralgrouper) is the source of this 984-nucleotide messenger RNA. The record is from RefSeq and is a predicted model, not a curated record. NCBI's taxonomy places the organism in Eukaryota, Metazoa, Chordata, Actinopteri, Perciformes, Serranidae.
UUUGUGAAACAGUCAAAGCAGCUGUUGAAUCUCGGAAAUCCGCUUUGUGAUUAUAAUUUUAAAAAAAAAAUAAAAAUUUCGACACUAAAGCUGGUCUUUGUGUGUGUUUCUCCCGACAGUCGCCAUGUACCUGGGGAUCAAAAAGGGGAAAAUAAAGACAGUAAACCCCGCUCCCUCAGAUUCACUUGGAGUAUGAGGACCACCAGCUCCAUGGAGCCUUGCGAUAUCAUGCGGGAGAUUCGCAAGGUGCUCGACGCCAACAACUGCGACUACGAACAGCAAGAGAGUUUCCUGCUUCUUUGCGUCCACGGGGACGGGCGAGCCGAGAACCUGGUCCAGUGGGAGAUGGAGGUUUGCAAGCUGCCCCGUCUCUCCCUCAACGGCGUCAGGUUCAAACGGAUAUCCGGAUCAUCCAUCGCUUUCAAAAACAUUGCUUCCAAAGUUGCCAACGAGUUAAAGCUAUGAACAAAAGGGUUUAAAAGUAUACAUAUAUAUAUCUAGAAGUAUUUAAGCUGUACAAUCAUCCAAGUAGCAGUUUCCAAAUGUCUCCUUUUUUAAACAAAAUACAGAGUAUGUAUUGAACAUUAUAAUGUAUAGAUUAAGGCUUUUGGCAAUAAUCACUGAAUUACCUACUAAUAUCUCAGUCUAUUCUGGCCACACGGGGUCGACAUUAACGAGUUGAAUAUGAUUUGUCAUGCUGUGAAUGUGGACAAAAAAAGAAACAUUUCUAGUCUUAUUUAUUUCAUCUUUUUUUGUUUUAUUUUUUCUCCUGGAAAAAGAAAAAAAUUACGUAGCUUUUUUUCUGUUUUGUUUUCAGUGUAAAUAAUGUAUCUUUUCUUUCAAGACGGCUUCACUGCAAUACUCUUUUUUUUUUUUCUUUUCUUUUGUAUUUCGUUGAAAAGUAGAGAUGAUGGGGAGUCCGUGUAAAUGCUCACAUGGUUUAAGGGUCACUCAUGUCUCAAUUAAAGUGUCUGUCAACUUGAA